AUGCGCGCCCUCUUUCGUCGUCCUUCUGAGCAGCGACACGACGUCGCCGGCGGUCGCAUAGGCGGCUACGCCGAACCAGAAGACUUGUCGUAUGCUCAAGCGAUAGCAGCCCGGGGAAUCGGCUCGUCCAGGGACUCGAAUGGGGCAUCCCUCGCAUCCAGUCGUCUGAGAUCCAGCUUCGAUGGCUUGUCUAGCGGAGCGCACAUCGGAGGCAUGCCGCCCCCUGCGCGUCCUGCCUCGAACUCCCAGGUGUUGGGUGAGACUAGGAAGGCAAAGGUGCUAGGACUGGGAAGCAAAAGAGAAAAGACGAGGAGACGGAUGGAUCUCUUUGGCAGAAAGAAUACUGACGCGGGUAUGGGCAAAGGUGGUGCGGAGGGUGAGUACCGAGGAUUCGUACCCCGGCUCGUGCAAUGAGGUGCCAGAAUUGCGAUCUGCCAGCACACUGACCCAUCACGCUCUCUCACGACUGCACGCAGGUGCCCAGUCCAAAGAGCCACUAGAUGACACUCUUUCCGAAGCCCAAUGGCGUACGGAUCGUGCUUUGGCCGAGGAGGCUCGGACGUGGCGAGGGUCUACACGGCGAUCUGUGGAUCGAGAGCCAAUUGUGGUGAUGGGGAAAGUAAUGUCGGAUUCCGACAAAGUUCCAAAGGCUUCUGUCAUCCCCUCGCGAAACGAUACCUCUGCGCCCCACUCACCCAUACUCUCACCGGACCCACGACUGAGCCGCGGUAUGGCCACGAGUGGCCUAGUCCGACCAUGGGACCAAUACGCGCCGCCGCACAUUGAUAUGGCCAAGACGAGCAGCUCAUCCAGUGCCUCGAGUAGCACUCACACUCACACUGCAGCGCGCGCAAACACCGGCCGUCGAGCUCCACCACCUCCCUUGACCCAAAUUUUUGCAGACGGCCCGUUGGGCGGGAAUGGUCUAGCACCUCCGCAUCGUCCUUCGGCAUCAGUCUCUCUACCCCACUCUCCUGUCGAAAGUUCCAUGUCUCCUCGAUCACCUUCACGACAACGAUCCAUUGGCUCGUAUGGAAGUGCAGAACCGUCUCCUUCACAGAAACUUCAUGCGCGGUCUAGUUCUCACAUGGCCAGCAUCCGCUCUCCACUCAGUCCGGGCAGCUUUCGCACCGCCACGUCAUCGAUGAUCAGCCCGCUUCCUUCGAGCGCAUUAUCUGGCCAGUCUGAGCCCAUCGAUACCACUGCAAGGCUCGCGCAGCAGCUUAACGAACUCGCUAUUGCGCACGGAGAUGGACUGCUAGGAGAGGAAGAAUACCGCAAGCUACGCGCUGCAGCCUUUUCGGAGAGCGGUGUUGGCAACCAAGAGGUGCCGCGAGAGGCGAGAUUGGGUAGCUUCGGAGGUCAACUGCAAAAGCGUCCGGCCACUGCAGGUAAGCUUGGACAUCGAAGGCAGUCAGAUGUUGAGGAAUGCAACUGCUCAUUCUCGUCUCCCGCAGAGACGUCCAACUUGGCCUCUAUGGACAAGCGCGCAGCGACCGCAGCACCGUCCUUGCGGUCUCAACGCUCGUCAAUUGCCAACUUUGCAGCGCUGUUUCGAAAAGGUUCUCUGCGCAACCUGCAUCCAUCCCAUGGAGAAAGCAUGAACGUUGAUAAUUCUGGAGAUAGCAUGAACGCGCAAAGUCCUUCGCUCUCUAAACCUCGAAGCAUUUGGACUGCUGCAGUCUCGGUUGCUGGCCUAUCUAGAUCGGACAGCAAGACCCGCAGAGCACCUUCGGAAGCGGAGCUCGAAUCGGAGGUCCACAAGGCUCGCUCAGCGCGCACCUUGGGAGGAGCAAACGGCGACGGCAUGAGCGCGAAGCACUCUAUCACUGGAGCGGGGUCCGGCUCAGUCGCCAGCGCAUCCGGCAUGCUUACUGGGGACUACGCAGAGAAGGGCGCUAAUGAGCUCAAGGCCGAGAUGGCAGUAGUCGAAGCGGAGCAAAAGAAGCUGCUGGAAGCCUUCAACGGAUUGGUCCAGACGGCCGUCGGACGAUCUGGACUGGGACAUGAACAGCUGCAAAGGGCGCAGAAUUCCGCUUCGCGUGCUCUGAGCCCGGAAAGCUCUUACGGGAGCGGCGACAAGAGUCAACAAGGCGCUUGGAACCACUCAUUGCUUCGCAAAUCAUCAACGUCCAGCUCUGGAAGCAAGUCUCCUGCAAGAGGCAGACGUCGAGGGUUGGGCGACAGCAGUCAGGGAGAUCGAGAAUCUGCUCACGGAUUGUCUCCCAGCUACCCCCCAUCUGCUUUCCGGCAUGCUGCUCAGCUGCGUGGCAAUGGAUCGAAUGGUGAUCACGCUCAGCUCGCUGACGAUCUCGACGCCGAUAUGGGCGAUGAUCCAGAAGAGGAAGUGAGCGUGCGCGCACUUCGAAACGAGAUUGUGGAUAUUGGAAGGCGCAGAGAAGAUGUGAGGAGGAGAUAUGAAGAGAGGCUGGCCUUUCUGCGCAGCCUCGUGCGAAGCGCGACGCUAAGAGAGGGCCUGCGAAAGUGA
Messenger RNA from Ceraceosorus bombacis, 2488 nucleotides. NCBI's taxonomy places the organism in Eukaryota, Fungi, Basidiomycota, Exobasidiomycetes, Ceraceosorales, Ceraceosoraceae. The record is from the annotation of a GenBank genome assembly.